AUGCAAUUGUUGGUUUUGGACUCUUCAAUAGACUCGUUGGUGACGUGGUCCGCUGCCGAAUGUGUCUGCGACAGUGUUCCAACCGUCGUCCUUGCCUCGAUAUCCACGGAGUCGGAUUUGCGUUCAAAUAAAUGUCGCAACGAGGUCCACGCGCUUAAGUGUCUGCAGGAGUUGCCUCUACUUUGUUCUAAGCUAGAAUCCCAGGAUGCACAUUCCGUGAAGCUGUUUACCGAACAUAUCGGCAAGCACACCUCGCAACCGUCAGAGGAUGUCUUGAAGCAUCUCUUGAAAACUUUGAACGAGGUGCCCGUGAGGCCGCUGUUGUUUGCGGUGGAUUCUUCGGUGGCUGACGUGUUGCCCAUAUUCGGUUGCAACGCAGUAUUGAAGUAUUACGUUGAGGGUCAGGGUGUGUGCGGCAAGAGCAGCUGCGAUCUGUAUACGCCAACGUAUGAACAGUCCGCAUUUGACUGGUUUUCGUGGACCUCGCAAUUGCGCCUUUUGUGCAAAAAGAACGCAUCUGUCGAUUUGAGAGCGUUGUUAUCGCAGUUUGACGCCUAUCUGCAUGGCCAACAAGAAUGUGACAUUAAGGUUGGCAUCGGCUCGGUGGUUAUCACACUGUGUCUGCUAUGGUACGAAACCAAACUAGAGUUCCUCGGGUGCAAUUUGGACAUGUUCAGCCACAUAAGGCAGUACAUUUCGGCGGUGUUGACUGCGACGGCGAAUGUGGAGAGGUACCGUUGCCUGCACACGUUCUAUAGACUGCACGGCACGUGUGCUGCUCCUGAGAGAUCCCUCGCCUCAUCUAGGGAGUUGGAGUCAUUAUGCCGCGAUUUCAUCGAUCGGAAGUUCUACGUCACAACUGCGUUGGCGUACACGAACGGACCUCCGCACAUCGGCCACACGUACGAGAUCGUGACCUCGGAUGUUUUGGUUCGUUACUUUAAGGCGUUUGGUAUGAGUACUACGCUUCUGGCUGGCACUGAUGAGCACGGUCUCAAGGUUGCAACUACGGCCGAGCGUAGCGGAAUGCACCCAAUUGAGCUCGCCGACUACUACUCCGCCAAGUUCCGGGAGAACAACGCCGCGCUUUUGACCGACGCGUCUCUUUUCGUGCGCACUACUGAGCGCCGCCACCACCAUUCGGCGCAGAAGAUUUGGAGGAUUUUGAGGGAUAGAGGGGACAUAUACCUUGGAGAGUACAGCGGUUGGUACAACGUCCGGGAGGAGACUUUCCUCACUGAGGUCGAGGCCGCAGCGACUGACUACAAGGACCCCCUGUCAGGCAAGCCUUAUACUCUUAUGAAGGAAUCGAGUUACUUCUUCCGCAUGAGCAAGUACCAGCAGCAGCUAAUCGAUAAGCUAAGCGGCGACCCGCUGUACCUGCAGCCCGAGUCCGCACGCAAUGAAAUAUUGAGCCGUCUGAAGAAGCCCCUCGAAGACCUGUCUGUGAGUAGGUGUAACUUCAGCUGGGGAAUUCCAGUUCCCGAUGACCCUUCACAUGUGAUGUACGUUUGGUCCGAUGCGUUGACCGGCUACUUGAGCGGCAUUGGUUUCGGCGACUUCGAUGACAUCAGCCAGCUGAAGCUUUGGCCACCUGAUGUUCAGGUGAUUGGAAAAGACAUCAUUUGGUUCUUCGCGGUGAUUUGGACAUCGAUUCUGAUGUCUUUGGACGUCCCGUUGCCUAGGACUAUUUUCGCCCACGGCUUUAUCACUGCCGCUGACGGGCGUAAAAUGAGCAAAUCUCUGGGCAAUGUGGUUCACACCAAAGAGCUCUUGGUGAAAUAUGGUGCGGAUAGUCUGCGUUACUACCUCAUUCGUGAUUCCGUCUUCGGUUCAGAUGUGAAGUUUGACCUCUCCUCGAUGGCGGAUUUACACAAUGCUGAUUUGACUGACACCAUUGGGAACCUGGUGCAUCGUAUCACGACGUUAUGCACCAAGUUCUGUAGCGGGUCCAUCCCUCCCGUCGCGGAAAAGUCGUCCCCGCGCCCCUUUGACAUGGUGGACGUGGCCGCCAAGACCCUGAAGCACUUGCAGGAUUUCGCACUGCAGGAUGCGCUGUUGAGCGUCAUAGAGGCCUUCAGGGACACUAACAAAUACUUGACUGACCGUGAGCCGUGGGCCAAGGGUUCCGCGUUAACUCGGCAUGACACGAUCCGCAACGUGCUUGAGGCGAUUUACUUUCUGAACCAUCUAAUGCAGCCGGUGAUUCCUCAAGCGGCGUCUGUAGUUUUCAAGAAGCUGAAUACGCCGCCGAAGAUUCACAUAGGCCUUUUGUCGGCUGACUACGACAACCUGAGGGAGGGCACUAACGUGGUCGUCGGGGACAUUCUGUUUCAGAAGGUUGUCGCUGCUGACAAAAGCGCGUAA
This is a messenger RNA of Babesia bigemina, 2367 nucleotides long. RefSeq names its product methionyl-tRNA synthetase, putative. Bases 1 to 2367 code for a protein of 788 amino acids. Gene Ontology annotation, molecular function: methionine-tRNA ligase activity; ATP binding. Gene Ontology annotation, biological process: methionyl-tRNA aminoacylation. The record is from RefSeq and is a predicted model, not a curated record. NCBI's taxonomy places the organism in Eukaryota, Apicomplexa, Aconoidasida, Piroplasmida, Babesiidae. The transcript has 3 exons.